GAUCCGUUUGCAGCUGAUUCACCAAGUUAUUUGGUAGCAAUUAUCACCGUUGUACACGAUAGGGAAUUACAAAAGGCCCGCGUUAUCACCGCUGUUGGUCAGCCAUUAUCUGUUGCUGCUACUUCAGUUUUUCGACAGUCCCAGUACCCGACGCAUUGCUGUCACGAAGGCAGAAAAAAGACACAUUUGUUAUAGUUGCAAUUCCCCAUCAUCAGCGCCAUACAUCGGCAAACGUUACGAUGAAGAGUUGUUUGGCGCUGGCUUUUAUCUGCUGCUGCGCCUUUCCGAUUGUGAUCGCAACCCGGUUUGUUUGCUACUUUCCAAAUUGGACGUUUUAUCGACAAGGCGCAGGCAAUUUUAAAGUGUCAAAUAUCGACCCAUCUUUGUGUACCGAUUUGGUCUAUUCUUUUGCUGUGCUCGAUGGCAACACCUACAAGAUCAAAAUCUUUGAUCCAUGGGUCGACAUUGACAAUAAAGGCUACGCCGAUUUUGUGGCACUGAAAACCCGCAAUCCACAGUUGAAGACAACGAUUGCCAUCGGAGGAUGGACCGACUCUCACGACGGCACAUCCAAAUAUUCGCAAUUGGUGGCCAAUUCGACCCAUCGAGCGAUUUUCAUCCAGUCCGUCAUGGAAUUUCUCGAAAAAUAUAAAUUUGAUGGACUCGAUCUCGACUGGGAAUAUCCUAGUGGUGAAUCAGACAAAGCUGGAUUCGCAGAGUUAAUGAGAGAACUUCGAAAUGCUUUUGGGUCCCGAUAUUUGCUAACGGUCGCUGUAGCAGCAAACUCGACAAUCAUCGAUGAAGGUUAUGAUGUACAAGCAAUGGUAGAGACGGCAGACUACAUCAAUUUAAUGGCUUACGACAUGCAUGGCGCGUGGGAGCCUCAAACAGAUCACCACGCCCCACUUUACAAACGAGACUGGGAGACAGUCGACAAUAACAUUGAUUAUAUUGUCAAUUAUUGGAUGGGAAAAGGCCUUCCUGCAGACAUGAUCAACUUGGGCAUUCCACUUUAUGGCAAGAGCUGGACACUUGGUGAAAGUGUCGAACCAGAAUUCCAGGCACUAGGUGCAGGCGAAGGGGCGGCCGGCCCGUUCACGGGCCUUGCUGGAACUUUAGGAUACAACGAAAUUUGUAAAUACAUCAAAACAGACGGAUGGCAGUCUGUUGAUGAUCCUGAUCAAUUGAACGGUCCAUAUGCUGUCUCUACAAGCAAUCCCAAAACCUGGGUUAGUUAUGAUGACAUUAAAAUGGCAAGUGUCAAGAGCCAAUACGUCCUGACUAAUCAAUUGGGAGGGGCUAUGGUGUGGGAUAUUAGCACAGACGACUUCCACGACAGGUGUGGAGAUGGAGCCAAUCCUCUCAUGACUACAAUUUCCGAAACUGUCGUUCGCAAUGGCUCCCGUUUUAUUUGCUAUUUUCCUAAUUGGGGCUAUUAUCGUUCAGGUGAUGGCAAAUACGUGGUGGACAACAUUAACGCCAGUCUUUGCACUGAUUUGGUUUAUGCCUUCGCGAUCCUGAAUGGAACAACUUACAAGAUUACAGAAUACGAUCCUACUGUUGAUUUAGGAACACAACAAUUUUAUGCGAAAUUUAUCGACCUCAAGAAGCAAAACCCUGGCCUGAAGACAACAAUUGCCAUUGGAGGUUGGACUGAUUCUCACGAUGGGACCAACAAGUAUUCCAAAAUGGUGGCUGAUCCUACCAAUCGAGCCACUUUUGUUACAUCAGUUAUGGAAUUCCUUCAAAAGUAUAAAUUUGAUGGCUUGGAUAUCGAUUGGGAAUAUCCAAGCGGCCUGUCAGACAAAGAAGGACUGGCCAAUUUGAUGAAGGAACUUCGGGCCGCCUUUGGACUGCAAUAUUUGCUAACCGUCGCUGUGGCUGCCAAUCAAACUAUUAUUGAUCUAGGGUAUGAUGUGCCAGUCAUGGCAGAGACAGCUGAUUACAUCAACGUCAUGGCCUAUGAUAUGCACGGACCGUGGGAACUUUUAACCGACCAUCACGCUCCACUGUACGAAAGGGAUUGGGACACUGAUCCAACCAAUAAUGUGGACUCGGUCAUCAACUAUUGGAUAGCUGAAGGUUUGCCGCCAUCCAAAAUCAUGAUGGGUAUUCCUCUUUAUGGCAAAAGCUGGACGCUGAACUACACUUACACCGAAGAUCCAACACUGCCAGCACCGGGUUUGGGACCAGGGGCUCCUGGACCUUUGACCCAAGACACUACUGGCUAUCUAGGCUAUUACGAAAUUUGUAAUUCUGUCAAAAAUGAAGGCUGGGAGGUAGUUGUUGAUUCGGAAUUCAAAAUCGGCCCAUACGCGUCAUCGCCCAACGUACCCAAAACUUGGGUCGGAUACGAUGAUCCGACCAUGGCCAAUGUCAAGAGUCGCUACGUAUUGAACAAAGGACUGGGUGGAGCCAUGGUUUGGGAUAUCAGCACAGAUGAUUUCAGAAAUACUUGUGGUGAAGGACCCAAUCCUAUUAUGACAAACAUUUCGCGUACGGUUGGAGUGGACGUAUCAUCUACGACGACCUCCAAGCCCAUUGUGACAUCGACGACAACUGCCACAUCUACUAGCGUAUUGACAUCGACUACGACGGCCACAUCGACGAGUAGCAGUGGUGAGACAUCGACGAGUGGCAAUGGUGAGACAUCUCCUGAAACAGGACCUACGUCGACCAUAAAACUUACGACUUGGCCAAGAACGACAACGCCAUGGACAACAAGGACGACCAUGUUCGUCACACCGUUCAGUCCUAGCAGUGGGGAUCGAAUAACUAGCCAUGGAAACCUACUACUGUUGAUUUUUGUCAUUCUAUUAAUGCGUGUAUUAAAUCGAUUGUAGCAAACGUGAGCAUUUUAAUAUUUUAG
Messenger RNA from Daphnia carinata, 2869 nucleotides. Its product is annotated as probable chitinase 10. Gene Ontology annotation, biological process: chitin catabolic process; carbohydrate metabolic process. Bases 240 to 2843 code for a protein of 867 amino acids. Lineage: Eukaryota; Metazoa; Arthropoda; Branchiopoda; Diplostraca; Daphniidae. The transcript is spliced from 6 exons. Gene Ontology annotation, cellular component: extracellular region. Gene Ontology annotation, molecular function: chitinase activity; chitin binding. The record is from RefSeq and is a predicted model, not a curated record.